GAAUUCAAGUUUGUUGCCUAAGUCUUUCGUUUGGCCAGCACAUUCUUUUGUCCAACUGGGCUUAGACAUGAAUGUGUGCGUGUGUGUGGAUAUGACGAUGUAAGUUAGUGUUUGGCCAAAAAUAAACAGCCCAAGGACCUCGACAUGUGUCUAUGGAAACUGUUGCAAUGUUGUUCAAAUAUAAACAAACGAUAUGCGAGUGCUUAAGUGAGCCGGCUAACGGUAUAUAUGGAAUGAUGAUUGGUGAUAAAGUAGCAGGCCAUAAGUGUGGAAACCGGUUGUCGGCUAGUCGUCUCUUAACACUCUUUGGGCACGCAAUCAUUUAUUUUUGGGGAACAGCAUUUUCAUCAGUGGAAAAUCUGGAAGAACAAUGAAUAAAUGCUAUUGCGGAGCGUUAAGUUCGGGAAAUGCGCAGCAUCAGCAACAUCUUCCUUUGAAACAAGGACAAUAUCAACAUAUCCAGCAUCCACGUAGCGAUCUCAGAUCAUUGACCUCAUCAUCCAGACAAAGCUUGCGACCCACCCAGUUUAUUAAACGUCCCAGCCUCAAAACCCAGCCCACAUUUGGCCUAGGACACUCCAGCACCGAGUUGGUCAAUGACUUCAGUCGCCGUAACUCCACAGCCACCACGGUGAGUCACUGCUCCAGCUGCAGCUGCAGUUCCACCCAACAACGACAACAGAGCAGGGCCAAGGUUUUACGAUGGGGCUGGGAACGAACAGGAGGUGAUGACACCUCGAACACUUCCAGUGGCAACUACUCUAACCAUUACGAAAAGUACACGGACAAUCGACGGCUUUAUGAGCAAAGCGCAUGCGUUGCCAGUCGCCAGAGAAGCCAAGUUCAGGGUCAGGUUCACAGUGGCGACUCAUCGCCAUCACCACGCCCAGUUCAGUACCCAAGCCAUCAAACCACAAGUGAAUUACAGCAACUGCAGGCCUUGCAGAACUUCCGUUUGAUGAAUGCAAGUGAUUGCUUCAGUGAAGGUCGCCAGGAUGAACUGCGUCUGCAACAGGCCUAUGAUAAACUGAGUUUCAGCAACGCGGAAAAGUGGAACAAGGAUCGGGCUAAUGAGAGCAGGCAGCAGAAUGUUUCUAGGAGUGGAUAUAGCAGUUCCACUACGCCUUAUGCUUUAAGGCAGAAGUUACUCCAGUUAAGACUUGAGUCGGAGGAGAAGCUGGGCAGGGGCACAGGUGCCAGGUGUGCUCCUUUGGGGAAGAGUUGUGCUUUGAGAUAUAAUUGAAAUAAAUAAGUAUUUUAAGUGUCAUUAAUCAUAUAUAAAUAUAAAAAUAAAUAAAGGUCCAAAGGUAUUCUGUUUUAAGGACAAAUAACUACCUGCUUAUAUAUAAUACUACAAAUUGAUAAGAAACUUGAUGACAGCAAUUCUGAUAUAAAUUAAAAUCUCAGAACUAAAGAGAUACUAAAAAGUAUUAAAUUCAAGUAAAACCACAUCUCGAAUUUCAUUUUUAUUGCUAGUAUGUAUUUCAUUUUUCCUUUUAAUAAAACAGUGCUAUUUUGUUACAA
Molecule: messenger RNA, 1524 nt
Organism: Drosophila eugracilis
Lineage: Eukaryota; Metazoa; Arthropoda; Insecta; Diptera; Drosophilidae
Exons: 1
Coding region: 371-1243 (290 amino acids)
Source: RefSeq, a predicted model, not a curated record